Molecule: messenger RNA, 1617 nt
Organism: Aspergillus ruber CBS 135680
Lineage: Eukaryota; Fungi; Ascomycota; Eurotiomycetes; Eurotiales; Aspergillaceae
Product: putative siderochrome-iron transporter
Exons: 3
Coding region: 1-1617 (538 amino acids)
Biological process (GO): transmembrane transport
Molecular function (GO): transmembrane transporter activity
Source: RefSeq, a predicted model, not a curated record
AUGCCAGCAUUCUGGAAAAAGCUAUGCUCUUGGCUCGGGGAUAGGCAAUCCACCAAUCCAGAUGUCUCAGAAACCAAAGAUCCCCAGGUCGACUUGGUCGAAUCGCAAUCCACAGACUACGAUGCAGUCGCAUUCUCCAAAAUUAGAGCCACGGAGUCCAUGCGCACAUGGAGGGGGAAGUAUUUCGUAUAUGCCGGACUCGGCCUGAUCAUGACCAUCUUCGAACUCGACAACGCAACAGUAGGCACAUACCGCAACUACGCAACCUCAGCCUUCAACCAACUCUCCGUUCUCGCCUCCCUAAACACCGCAACCAGUAUCAUCGGCGCAGUCUUCAAACCACCCAUCGCCAAAUUGUCAGACGUCCUAGGCCGCGCAGAAGCAUACCUCUUCACCGUCUGCUGCUAUGUCGUGUCGUACAUCCUCUGCGCAGCCUCCAAGGACUUUAGCACGUAUGCUGGAGGCGUUAUCCUCUACGCCGUCGGACAGUCAGGUAUAACCGUCCUUAACGCAGUACUAAUCUCAGAUCUGUCCUCGAUGAGAUGGCGAGGCUUCGCCUACAACAUCCUCUACCUCCCCUUCCUCGUCAUACCAUGGGUAUCCGCGUUCAUAGUCGACAGCGUCGUCAACGGUAUCGGCUGGCGCUGGGGAAUCGGCAUGUUCGCCAUUCUCAUGCCCUUCUGCGCUAGCCUCAUCAUAAUCACACUCGCGGUGUUCCAAUCUCGCGCAAAGCAAACAGGCCUCAUCCUCAAGGACCGUCUCACCCUGUACCAAUUCUGCUCCCGCAUUGAUCUUGGCGGCACACUCCUCCUCAGCGGCGGCUUCGCCCUCCUGCUUAUCCCGAUCACCAUCGCAUCUACUACAACAAGUCGCUGGAAAACACCCUGGGUAGACGCCCUUAUCGCCCUAGGCGUAGUUUGCCUUAUAGCUCUGUAUCCGUACGAACGCUACAUCACAAAACACCCCGUCGUACCCGUGCGGUACUUCCGCGUCCUCGCCAUUAUAACAUCCGUCUGCCUAACAUGUAUCGAUAAUGUCGGCUUCGGGGUUACCCACACAUACCUAUACGCCUGGUCAACAGUGUCAAGGGGCUUCUCUGCGCGCGACGCCCAGUUCCUAACCUACACGAAUGGCGUCAUGCAAGCGCUCACUGGCAUGAUAAUCGGGCUUGUCAUUUACCGUUUCUGCACGUAUAAAUGGAUCCUCGUCGCCGGCGCUAUAAUCCGGCUAAUAGGCUACGGGGUGAUGAUCCGGCUGCGCACGAACAACAGUUCCGUUGUGGAGCUCUUCAUCGUACAACUCGUGCAGGGAUUGGGGAGCGGAAUCAUUGAAACAAUUGUUAUUGUUGCUUCGCAGAUUGUUGUCCCGCAUAAGAAGCUUGCGCAGGUUACGUCGUUGCUUAUGUUGAGUGCGUUUUUGGGGAAUGGGAUUGGGUCUGCUAUUGCUGGGGGGAUUUAUACGGAUACGUUAAAGAACCGGCUACGAGAGCGACUUGGGUCGGGAGUUAGCGAUGACAAACUGGAUGAAUUGUAUAAUUCGAUUACGGGGGUUUUACCAGCGUGGGGAUCGUCGGAAAGAGGAGCUGUGAAUGGGGCUUAUUCGGAUGUUAUGGGGUAG